This is a messenger RNA of Monodelphis domestica (gray short-tailed opossum), 12229 nucleotides long. RefSeq names its product unc-5 netrin receptor C (gene UNC5C). The record is from RefSeq and is a predicted model, not a curated record. NCBI's taxonomy places the organism in Eukaryota, Metazoa, Chordata, Mammalia, Didelphimorphia, Didelphidae. Gene Ontology annotation, molecular function: protein binding; netrin receptor activity. Gene Ontology annotation, cellular component: membrane. Gene Ontology annotation, biological process: axon guidance; netrin-activated signaling pathway.
AAUAAAAAUUAUUUCAUUUUUAUCUGUGGUAUCUUUUCCUCCCUCCUUCCCAAUCCUCAUGAUUUAAAGCAGAUCAAAUCUCAGAACUUGUCACUGCUCUAUGUGGGCAGCUAAAAGACAUAGUAGGGAGAGGGUCAGACCUGGAGCCAUGAAGAUUCAUCUUAUUGAAUUCAAAUCUGGUCUCAGAUCCUAGCUGUUUGACCCUGGACAAGUCAUUUAACUCUAUUUGCCUUGGUUUCCUCCUCUGCAAAAUGAACUGGAAAAGAAAUGUAUUUUUGCCAAGAAAACCCCAAAUGAGGCACACAAUUGAAUAGCAGCCUUUCAUGUGACUGUAUCUCAUACAGAAGACUCAGUCUUCCACCCUGUGCAUUUACAGGGGCUUUCUCCUAGAUUUCUGUGCUUAGAAUUCACCUCGUUCUUGUCUCUUUCCCUUUGAAUUGCGAGCUUCCUUCAGAGCUCAGCUCAAAUACCCCUUCCAUCUGAAGCCUUCUCUCAUCGCCACCCCCCACUUGUAGUGGGAAGCCUUCCCUCACCAUCACAAAAUUUCCUUCCUUUUUAGUAGAUACCAGAUUCAUGCAUGUUAUCUCUUUUUGAUAAGUUUCUUCCAGGCAGAGAUGGUUCAAGUUUGUAUCUUUAGGGUCUGACACAUAAUAGAUGUUAAAUGCUUAUUGAAUCAUUAUGAAAAAUAUCCCCAUUUCUGAUAUAUAGAGAUAUAGAUAUAGAAAGAUAUAGAUAGAUAUCUGUAUAUAUACAUAGAUGUAUAAAAUCUGAAAGACCUCUGGGUCUCAAGCUAAAUUAUUUACAUGAUCAAAGUUAUAUUAAUACAUCCAUUUUACCGUAAGGCAUUGUUUAUAUUCAGGAACAUACAAUAGCGUUGAGAUCUGGAAUUAGAAGAUCUGUGUUCAAACUCUGACAUUGCUGUGCAACUUUGGGGGAGGGGGGGUGUUAGUUUCCUCCUAUGAAAAAUGAGAGGAUUGGACUAGAUGUUCUUUAAGGUUUCUUCUAGCUCUGAAAGUCUACAGUUCAACCUCUCUACAUUGGCAAAAAGUCAGCCAACAGACAGAUGAGAUUGAUGGGUAUCUUGCUAAUGCCAAAUUGCCCUUGGAUUAACACUGCCCUUGCAAGAUGGAAUAAGACCUCAAAAUCAGCCUGAGAGUCUGUGCCAGGAAGAUUCAUGGUUUCCACCAACAUCUCGUUUUUCAGAUCAAGACAAAAACCAGAUAACAUUUUGUUGGUUUAUUUUCCCACACUCCCAAGAGAAAUCCCAAUUGGAAAAUUCUCAUGGGACUUUGUCUGUUGAGGAAAUUUUCUCUGGCAGUAAUUUUAUAGAGAAGAUGCUAUUUCUACAGUUGAGUCUAUCAGAGCCUUCCUCUGUGUAAAGGAAGAAAUUCUCAGUGGGAGGAUUUUCCAGUGUGGGAAAUUGGACAAUACAAAUUUGUUUAAGACUGCAGAUUUGAGGCUAAGAUUCCUCUAAUCAUAUUUUCUGAGUUUUUAAAUUCAUUUUAAAUCUCAUUUGUAGGGGUCAAUGAGUUGGCCCAGUGGAUUGAGAGCCAGAAUUAGAGAUGGGAGGUCCCAGGUUCAAAUUUUAUCUAAGUUACUUCCUAACUGUGUAAUCCUAGGCAAGUCACUUAACCCCCAUUGCCUAACUCUUACUUCUCUUCUCCUUUAGAACCAAUACACAGUAUGGAUUCUAAGAUAAAAGAUGAUGAUUUUUUCCAUGAGUUACCAGAAACGUUUCCAUCUGACCCACCUGAGCCUCUACCACAUUUCCUGAUUGAACCUGAAGAAGCUUAUAUUGUGAAAAACAAGCCUGUGAAUUUGUACUGUAAAGCCAGCCCUGCCACACAGAUCUACUUCAAGUGCAACAGUGAAUGGGUUCAUCAGAAGGACCAUAUUGUGGAUGAGAGAGUAGAUGAAACUUCCGGUCUCAUUGUCCGGGAAGUGAGCAUUGAGAUUUCCCGCCAACAAGUUGAAGAGCUCUUUGGACCCGAAGAUUACUGGUGCCAGUGUGUUGCUUGGAGCUCUGCAGGCACCACAAAGAGCCGGAAGGCUUAUGUGCGCAUUGCAUAUCUUCGGAAGACUUUUGAACAAGAACCUUUAGGAAAGGAAGUGUCCUUGGAACAGGAAGUCCUGCUCCAGUGUCGUCCACCUGAAGGCAUCCCCAUGGCUGAGGUGGAGUGGUUGAAAAAUGAAGAAAUAAUCGAUCCUGUUGAAGAUCGGAAUUUUUAUAUUACCAUUGACCACAACUUGAUUAUAAAGCAGGCUCGCCUCUCAGAUACAGCAAAUUAUACUUGUGUUGCUAAAAAUAUCGUGGCCAAGAGGAAAAGCACGACUGCAACUGUCAUAGUCUAUGUGAAUGGUGGCUGGUCCACCUGGACUGAAUGGUCUGUGUGUAAUAGUCGGUGUGGACGAGGUUUUCAGAAACGUACAAGAACCUGCACCAACCCAGCACCACUCAAUGGUGGUGCUUUUUGUGAAGGACAAAGUGUUCAGAAAAUAGCCUGCACAACACUGUGCCCAGUGGAUGGUCGGUGGACGGCAUGGAGCAAGUGGUCAACCUGUGGGACAGAGUGUACACACUGGCGCAGAAGAGAGUGCUCAUCACCAGCUCCCAAGAAUGGGGGCAAGGACUGCGAGGGGCUCGUUUUGCAAUCCAAGAACUGCACAGAUGGGCUGUGUAUGCAGAGUUUCAUUUAUCCUAUUUCAACUGAACAGAGAACCCAGAAUGAAUAUGGAUUUUCUUCGGCUCCUGAUUCAGAUGAUGUCGCCCUGUAUGUUGGUGUGGUAAUAGCAGUGAUUGUGUGUUUGGCCAUCUCUGUGAUUGUGGCUCUAUUCGUGUAUCGGAAGAACCAUAGGGACUUUGAGUCUGAUAUCAUUGAUUCCUCAGCCCUCAAUGGGGGAUUUCAGCCUGUGAACAUCAAGGCCGCAAGGCAAGAUCUCCUGGCAGUACCACCAGACCUUACAUCAGCUGCAGCCAUGUACAGAGGCCCUGUCUACGCUUUACAUGAUGUCUCUGACAAAAUCCCAAUGACCAACUCACCAAUCCUUGAUCCUCUACCCAACCUGAAAAUCAAAGUGUACAAUACCUCAGGUGCCAUAACCCCACAGGAUGAUUUAUCAGAUUUCACAGCCAAGCUGUCCCCACAAAUUACCCAGUCUCUACUGGAGAGUGAGACUCUCAACUUGAAGAAUCAGAGCCUGGCUAGACAAACAGACCCAUCCUGUACUGCUUUUGGGACUUUCAACUCUCUUGGGGGGCACCUCAUUGUCCCCAAUUCAGGAGUGAGUUUGCUGAUUCCUGCAGGUGCCAUUCCCCAAGGGAGAGUCUAUGAAAUGUAUGUGACUGUACACAGGAAAGAGAAUAUGAGGCCCCCAGUAGAAGACAGUCAGACCCUUUUGACCCCAGUGGUGAGUUGUGGGCCUCCUGGAGCCUUGUUGACUCGACCUGUUAUUCUUACCAUGCAUCACUGUGCAGAGCCUGAGACGGAGGACUGGAAGAUCCAGCUGAAGACUCAGACUCCUCAGGGACACUGGGAGGAUGUCGUAGUGGUUGGAGAAGAAAAUUUCACCACCCCGUGCUACAUUCAGCUGGACCUAGAGGCUUGCCAUAUCCUCACAGAGACACUAAGCACAUAUGCCUUAGUUGGGCAAUCUACCACCAAAGCAGCAGCAAAGCGCCUAAAACUCGCCAUCUUUGGGCCACUGUCUUGCUCAUCUCUGGAAUACAGCAUCCGAGUCUACUGUCUAGAUGACACACAAGAUGCACUUAAGGAAGUUCUGCAGCUGGAAAGACAGAUGGGAGGGCAGCUUCUGGAAGAACCCAAGGCUCUCCAUUUUAAAGGCAGUACUCAUAACCUGCGUUUGUCCAUUCAUGAUAUAGCCCAUUCCCUCUGGAAGAGUAAACUGAUUGCUAAGUACCAGGAAAUUCCUUUUUACCAUAUCUGGAGCGGUUGUCAAAGAAAUCUCCAUUGUACUUUCACCUUGGAAAGAUUCAGCCUGACCACAGUGGAGUUAGUUUGUAAGCUCUGCGUGCGGCAGGUCGAGGGAGAAGGACAAAUCUUCCAGCUCUCCUGUACAGUGUCAGAGGAACCUACAGGCAUUGACUUUCCCCUUCUGGACCCAGCAAGUACCAUUACCACCAUCACAGGACCCAAUGCCUUCAGUAUUCCUCUCCCUAUUCGGCAGAAGCUCUGCAGCAGCCUUGAUGCCCCACAGACAAGGGGUCAUGACUGGAGGAUGCUAGCCCACAAACUGAAACUGGACAGAUACUUGAAUUAUUUUGCAACAAAAUCAAGUCCGACUGGAGUGAUCCUGGAUCUUUGGGAAGCUCAGAACUUCCCAGAUGGGAACCUGAGCAUGCUGGCAGCAGUCUUGGAAGAAAUGGGAAGACAUGAAACAGUAGUGUCUUUGGCAGCAGAUGGGCAAUAUUAACCUAGCCUGGAACUGAAGAGGAAGGAGGAAAAUACACAGGGAGUUGGAUGGCUAGCCUGCGGGCCAUGACUGAGAAAGAAAAUAUAAGCCACACCAGACCAAGGAGCCUCACAAGGAGAUUUCAGUGUGAGAGAGAGAGAGAGAAAAAAAAUACACACACACAACCAGAAACAGCCAAUUUUCAUUCCCACCUUACUUGUACAUUAUCACAGGAGUUAAGAGAAAAAUGUGUAAAGUUGUACCUUGAAUAUAGAAAUCAACCUAACUUUCCUCUUAAUUGGGUUGUGUGCUGCAUGGUACAGGAUUUUACAGUUUCCUAGGAAACGGUUUUUAUUGCUAUCCAGCUAUAUUGGAUAAACUUUCUUAACAGACCCAGUUUCUAUGAACAUUGUUUACAUCAGAUUUGGACAGGGAUAAGGACACCGUUCAUGGCUCUUUCUAUUUUUGUUUAAACCAUUUGAAGUUGAAGCUGUGGACGCUUUGUUGUGUCUAUUUCAGAUCAGCAAUUUUCAGAGAAACCACAGACUUUUGUUAUAAAUCUUGUGCAUCAGGUGUCUCAGAUAAUCCUCCCAUUGUCGUUCUGUUUCCAAGGCCUUGUUGUAGAACCCAAGUUUAACCAUUUGUAUCUAGAAAGUGGAUAAUCUGAGUGGAAAGCAGGCAUGGUUAAGACUCCUUGUUCCCUGGGGGCUCCAUCUAGUUCCUUUUUGGAAUCAGCUGUAGAUUCACAGGGAAGAUAGUGACUCAUUUCAAGUGAUGAAAAAGCCCCUCCUCACAAUGUCUAUGUUUGUGAUAUGCAAUUUGGAGUGGUUUUUUUUAAAGUAUCAUUAUUAUAAUCAUUAUUAUUAUUAUUCAUUAUUAUCUAUUAGCAUUUACAAGUACUCUAGUACAAGGAUUUACGUUUAAUCAUUUCUGUUUUUGUCUACAGUGGCAUUAGGCAUUUGAGUGUUGACUAGACCUGCCCGAACCUUCUCAAGCCUUCUCAGGCACCAAACCUUAAGCCUUUUACCUCUCCCAGUUCCUCGACCCCUGGAGCAUAGUCGUGAAUGUUUGCCUCUGUUCCUGUCCGGUCCUUUAUCUGCUGCCCAGGCCCCUUAGUGGCCUCUUUUGGAGAUCUUUCCCAGCCCAAGGAAGAUGAUACCAAGUGAGCACUCCCAGCUCUUCUCAUGUUUUUCUGCCUCCCUCAGAGGUGGCAGGAAACAGUGCCAGGGUCUGUGAACGUGGAGACGAGAGACGAGUUCUAUUCACAGUGCCAGUGACAGUUGUGUGUCCUUCAGUAAAUCACUUCCCCAAACCUCAGUUGUGUUCUCUCUAGAAUACAUGCAUUGGGUUGAAUUUGUUCCCUCCACUGUAAAGCAGAGAGCAGAUACACCUCACAAUCAGCCUUAUCCCUACGAAUGACCUUCUGUCACUCUACAAGCACCCAUGAUACGAGCUAUUCAUCCUAGUAAAUGAUUCCUGUUCAAUAUAUUGUAUUUGAUUGGCUUCUGUGGAAAGGAAAUAAGACUCCUAUCAUCCCCCAUUUUCCCAAUUCCCCCAUCUCUUCCUCAAUAAUUAUUACACUUCCCACUUAACUGAGUGAUAUCAGGACACACGCUUUAACUCUCCUAAGGAAUUUGACAAAGAAAAAGCAUUACUGUCUUGUAAGAACUUCUUCUCCUUGGACUAGCUGCAAAACUUCUACUAAUACAUGUGAGUGUGUGUGAGCGUGUGUGAGCGUGUGAGUAUGUGUGUAUGUGUAUUUCUAGACCUCUUUUACUAGUUCCCUUUGCAGUGGACUUUAGGCUAAAUUCCUGUUUCCUCUAAAGCUAACAGUAUUUUGGUGACAUUUCUAGGGAUUAUUUUCUUCGUUUAAAACAAUAAUGAAGUAAACAUACAAUGUGUUGGUCCAAGGAAGAGCACCCAGAAGAAGCUAAGCCCUGGCCCACACAAUUCUGACAUUUCUUCCGUUUUCUUUUAACUUUCACAAACCUUUUGUUUCGACACAGAAACUCAAUUCAUCCAGCAGGCGGGGAGAAAUUGCUCAACAGGCCAUAGUAACCAAACCAAUAUUUGAAUGAUGAGCAUGUUGUGCAUGAAUUACUAUCUUCAAAGCAUGGCUGGGGUUCAGCAUUGGACAGGUGUCCUGGUUGCUGGUCAGAUUGUACUUUAGAAUCUCCUAGUUCCAAACCUUAAUAUUUUCCUCACUGCUUUCCAUGUGUCCUCUCUCUUUCCUAUUCUGGCAAUUUUUGAAAAUUUCCCCAUGCGUAAGAGCAUAGAUUUGGAAUGGAAAGAGGCCCUAGUCUCAUCCCAUCAUUUUUUGGGUGAUGAAACUGAAUUUCAAAGGGGGUUGAAGUGACUUACAUAGGAAGCAAAUUGCAGAGCGAGGAUUUAACUGAGGCUUUUAGCCUCUAAAUCCAGCAAGUUUUCUACUAUAACACAUUGCCUUCCUAUGUAGACUCUCCUCCUGGCAGCUUUUGUUUGCUUUGUAGCUUUCUGUUUGGCUUUCUGUGACUCUAAUGUCACUGCCUUUUACCAUCUUGAAUGCUUUGGGUAACAUGUUGUUCAGAGAUAAAACAUUUGCUACACUAAGUAUGGUUUUUCAUCCCCAAAGGACUACCGUUGGAAGUAUAAUCUUCACUCUGACAUCUCAUGCCCCUGCCCAAAGACAACCAAAUUGCAUUGUGAAUUAAGGAACUAAAAAUAAAUUGACCAUUCUGUGGAAAACGCUUCUCUCUACAUGAGAAAUGGAAAAACCAUAACCAGAGCUGAAUAAUGAAACAUGAGAGAAGCAUUCAGGGUUAGACAGACUUUAUCUCAUGGCUAAGAUUCUGGGGUGAGAGGCGUUUGUCCAGAAAUGGAAAAGAAGAAAUGAAACAGCCCAGCUGUGUGCUUUGUGGUGCAGAAGAAAAUGCUACUCUCGGUGCUCCCUGGUUAAGUGUAUGACUGAGUUCCAAAAGAAAACUUGUGAGUCACCCAUUGAUCAUUCAGCUCUUUCCAUUGCUUGGACUAUGUGAAACAUCAGUUCCUGCUUUAAGGAUAUGUCUUUACAUGGAAACUGACAUGGAGAAUUGAAGCAUGUAUGUUGUUCUGUAUGUUUCUUAAAAGAAAAAAAAAGUUCUGCUUAAGAUGCCAGGGAAAUGAGGAGGAAAAUAUCCAGAUGUUGCCUUGAUGUUUUUUCCAUUUCAUUUUGCUUAGAGGGUUAGUUUCUCCCUACUUGUAUGAUCAGAGAUUGGCUACUGUGCUUAUCUCAGCUGUCUUCUGGGUCUUCUUCCAAUUCCCGUGUUUUGAUUCUAUGGCCCAUACAAAAGAGGACACUGUACAAGUAGCAUCUUCUGCAAGGAGGUCUUCCUCUAAAGCGAGGUUAGUCCUCUUUCUCAGAAGCCUGCCAUGAACUUUCCCUCCUUCAAUCAUUAGAAGCAGAGGCAGAAAGUGUCAUUUGUGUAAAAGCAAAAGCAGAUUCUCUCUCUGGCUUUCUCUCCUUUCCUUGGAUCUGUCUUGGGUGCAGAAGCACAGGGGAUCUCGAAGCGCGGACUCAUGCCUUCAACCAUUUUCUGUCCCUAUGUCCCGCAUUUCCUUCUGAGGAAUUCUAGAUAGAGCAGAAAGCUCUUAUUUAGACAGGGAAAAAGCAAGUUUUUGACCAGAAAUGUUGGCAGGUGCUGCCAUCUAAUGGCAAACAAGCAAGCUAGCCUGGGAAUUCUUUUGCCCUUGAAUGUAUUGGAAAUGUGAAGAACGAUUUUGUUGAGAUUUCUAGGACAGAAAUGCAGACUGAAAAAAGGGGUUCUGACCAUCACCCUCACCUCUUGGGUGAAUGAAUGAAAGUACCGUCACAUUCCAAGGAUUACAAUAAUUCCACCAUUCCAGGUUCCCAGUUCCACCCUUUAUCGAACCUUUUAUUGGCUCAAAAGGAACUUGGACUCAAGUAGGAGACUGUCGUGUCCGUGUGACCCUGCUCCUUUUCAGAUCACUCAUCCACAAGGCAACUCACUGGAGCUUGGGUGACUGCCAGUGAUAGUAGUAUAUUUAAAUAGAUAAAGCAGGUUCAGUCUUGGAUUAGGUCUGUGCUUUUUAGUUGUCAUUUGUUGAAAAUAUGUUCUUUCCCCGGUAGGUAUUCUCAGUCACUUUGCUAAGGAGUUCCUUUUUUUGUUUAUAUUUGUAUAUUGAAGAGGCACUCAUUGCCAGGCCAUUUUGAAGAAGUUGAGCUUUGUAGGUACAUCCCUAAAAAGGGCAAGCCUAGAAGAGGAUGUCUUUAGCUUAAGCAUAUAUUCAAGGUCAAGCUGGUGACAGGCGAUGGAAGAGGGGGGAGGGAGAGCUCAUAUCUUUGAGAAGUGAAGGAGUAAAGGGUGGAAGAAUUAUGCAGAAUUAUUACAGGGUGUCCCAAAAGCUCGACAAGCGUAAAACUGCACUGAGACUUUUGGAAUACUCUGUGGCAGGAGGGAGAUAGAAUGGUAAUUGGGCACAAAGACCUCCGGAUACAGAAUUUACAAAGAGGUUUUCUAUUCACCCCAAUGCCCACUUUAGAGCCCCCAUGGAGUGAAAACCCAUUUGUGGAUCUAAUUACCACUCGUGUCCCACUGCAGACCUAAAGCUAGCAUUUGAGCUAUUCAGGGCCAGGAAUUUCUGAAUUUUCAGGGCACAUAAUCAUUUCCUUCCAUAUUAUUUUGGAACUUCGAAAGGGUACUCUUUGGCAGUCAUGAUGAUUAUAAUCCCUUUACAUUUCAUAAAUUACUCUGGCCAAACAACCUUUCAUCUUGUAAGUCAGUUAUGAUCAUGAGGAAUCUCUCCCAGCUCAUUCUGGCCAGUCCUCUCUGGCCAGACCCAUAAUCUAUCACUGAAACUCAGUUCCAAAAGACAUUUGCAAAAUGCCCUUUUACUCAGUCCCUGGUUCCAAAUACAAAAGAAGAAAUGAAUAAAUGACUGUCCUCUUGGAGUUUGCAUUCCAGUAGGAUGAAAUAGCAUACACCCACACAAAUAAACUAUUACAGAACAGAAAGCAGUAACCCUUGCAGUUUUUCCAGCAUGGAAGCCUGACUGCCUUUGCGUAUUCCUAUGGUCCUCAAGGACCUUAGAUUACUUCCCUGCCCCAAUGAAGCAUCAGAAUUGGACUUUAAUAGAGGUUAUUUGGAAUUUUUAUGAUUUUUCUUCUAAUGACUGAGUAUGAGAAUAAUCCUUUGAAACAUAAAACCUAUUAAAUUUAUUAAGCAUUGUGUUCAGGUCAGUUAUCAGAGUAGUCAUUUGUUUGACUACUGUUCUAAGCAAUCUAGAAAUUUCCAGGCAUUUUUUCCAAGCAGAAGAAUGUCUCAGAAGUGAAAGGCAUCCAACUAAAAGGAUAAAUAAUUGCCUCCCAGUUUUGAUUGGGAGGAUAGCCUAAAUACAGCGACAUCUUUGAUAGCUUUCAUUUCUUAAGAAUUUAAUUUAGGAAAAGAAUUUGCCCCUUGUACACCCUCUAAUAAACUGAUAAGCAAUAAGCAACCAUUCUUUCCCCUUAAUGAAAUCUAUCCCACUGACACACUGGGGGUGGGGGGGAAUUCUAGUAAAACUCAUUUAAAUAAGGAAGUCUCUUCACCUGGCCACAAUUUCUUAUGGUCUCAUUGUUAAUUCAGGUUUUAAAUCUUGCCAAUCUGGAGAGAUCAACAGCAGUGGCUGGUAAAAGUUCAAAUUGGAAGAGAAAGGCCAGGCAAGUAAAAUCUUCUCUUGGUCCACAACUGCUGUGAGCAUGGGUUUUAAUUGACCCAAGAUCUGAGGAUCUGGUGACUAGAUGAAUCAAAGGGUAGGUUUUCAACUCCAUUUAGUUUCAAAGAUGACAUUGGUACAGGGUCAUUGGAUUUUUACAAAUACAUUAAGAAGCAUUUUCUUUGCUAUUUGCUGUCAAUUUCCUACAAGUAGGAAAUGUUUCUUUUUUCUUUAACAAAAUUUCUCUUCUUGGAAUCAAGUGCAAAUUUUUGCUUUAUCCUGACUUUAGUCAAAGAGUAAAGUACUUUGAAAAAUUUACAUCAUUGUACAAUUUGGGAUGCUAGUCCUUAAAGUAUUUGAUUUAGAAACUUCCAGUUUCUCUUUGGAGAGAGGUUUGUGGGGUAGUAUUCUGUAGGAUAAAAUUCCAUUUUCCUCCAGUGCUAAAGAAUAACAACCGAAUAAGUUUGGAAAUGGAAGAAGGGUUAGAUGAUGAGAGACAAGGAUGUAAUCUUGUGAACAAAAUUAGUUUAUGGCUAUGUUUACACAAGCAAAGUGGAGAGAUGGAGAUUAUUGGUCAGUAUUUGAAUAAUUCUGACCUGCAGAAUAGAGGGAAUGUGAUCUCAAUUCUUUUCAAUAUGUGCUCUUUUCACAGCUGAAACUUACCAGAUAACUAGAUAACUCUUCUUUUUCCUUUGCUUGUAUUUCUAGCUUUUCAAGGUUAAAUUCUUUAGAAUACUCAUCAGACUCUUAGAGGCAGGGACUGAAACCAUGUCUUUAUUGGUGCCCUUCCAAACCUUCCUUUUCUUUGAUCUGUAGCAAGAAUGCAGUGUAGGUUUGUGUUUUAGGACUUUCUCUCUCUCUCAAGUGAGCUGGUGUAUCCUUGCAAAUAAUCUCCAAAUGUACCUGCCAAUGAAACAUUACCAGCUCACAUGGUAUUAAUCAGCCCUAUGGAGUAAUUGGUAAUAUCUUAAUGGCUGAUGCUGAACUACAGGACUACAGAAUGAGGACUGCCCAGGUCAGAGUUUCUAUUUGCAUUGGAAUUCUUAUGAGUUAGCAUUCUAAAAUCCUAGAUAUCUGGGACCUCUGACUGAGUUUUGAUAUGAUCAACACUACUGAGCCAUAAUUUGAAACAAGCUGCCAAUUUGUAAAUCAUAAUACCAUAGAACUAGAACUGGAACUGGAAGGAGCCUUUAAUAGAAUCUAGCUCAACUUUCUCCCUUUGCGGCUGAGGAGACUGCUAGAGACAAUGGAAAUGCUCAUUGGAAAUACAAUCGAAUCCAAUUGCAAGAAAACAAGAAUGACUUAAAAACAACAGAAAUUUAUUGGAGCUUCUCAGUUCUCACUAUGACUAACAUGAUCAUUCCAUUCUGUCCAACAAAGAUUUGUUUAACAUUCAGUGUGUAAGACAUUGUGGGAAUUAACUCUAAUGCAUUCUCCUACCACCUCAUUUUAAAAAAGAAGAAAUGUAAUGAUUACAUGGAUUGAGUGGAAAUGUGACUGGUAUUUUCUCCUUGAUUCUUCUCCCAGACUGAGUAUUUCUGGGUAAGCCUUUCACCAAUAUGAAAGAAUGAACAUCCCAAAGGAGCAGGGACCACUGCCUCACAGAGCAUUCUGUGUAUACAUCGAGUUUAAAAUGGAGCUGUAGGAUGGUGACCCUCAAAGAAAAUACCUCCUGAAGGUUUUCCUAGUGAUAGUGUAUCUUAGAACUCACAUUCACAUGGCAUAAUUAAAUCUCAGAAAAAUGUCUUCAGGGGUUUGGAAAUCAUUUUUAUUUGGUUGUAUUUUCGCUGUUGUUUUCUUCCUGUUUUUACCUUGGCUUUUCAGAUCUGGAACAUUUCUUUUGUUGUUGUGGAUUUCCCUGUUGCUGUCUCUUCUAUGCAAUUCCUUUUAUAAAGAAUUCCUAACAGAGAAGUCCUCUCUAGGCAUUGCAUUCUUUGUAUUGCUAUACAGUGGAGAUGUGGUUUACUAGUUCUGGGUGUGCCUCUUCUCUCCCAUUUCUCCUUGCUCCCUUCUUGACCACCAACCCUUUCCUCCAUUGAUCCCUUCUGUUUGUAAAUUGCCUGCAUUUAUUUCUGUCAGCCUGACAUGUACAAAGUGUAAGAAAGAAUUUUUAAACAGGUAAUAAAUUAUAUUUAUAAGCAACAGACAA